Striga asiatica is the source of this 692-nucleotide messenger RNA. The record is from the annotation of a GenBank genome assembly. NCBI's taxonomy places the organism in Eukaryota, Viridiplantae, Streptophyta, Magnoliopsida, Lamiales, Orobanchaceae.
AAUAAUAAUAAUAAUUGAUCAUUUGUUAGUAUAUUUUCGUAACAAGAACAAAAAUAAAAUCUGAAAGAUGAAGCUCCUGCUAAUGCUGCUGAUAGCCAUUCUCUUCAUUCAGAUUUUUGUGGUGGCAGAGGUAUCAUCAGCCAGUGAUGAUAUUACUUCAUAUUCUCUUUCUCAGGAGGAUGAGGGCGUGAACUUUGGAGCCCUGCUCAAGAAACACCACCCUCGCAGAAUCAAUUGCAGGCAAGCAUGCACAAGAAGAUGCAGCAAGGCUUCCAGAAAGAAAAUCUGCCACCGAGCGUGCAACACGUGUUGCAGAAGGUGCAACUGUGUUCCUCCUGGGACUUACGGAAAUAAAGAGCUUUGCCCUUGCUACGCAAGCUUAAGAACACAUGGGAAUAGACCCAAAUGCCCUUGAAUGAAUACAUAUGAUCUUUUGUCUGUUUUCUUCAGAAACAGUCAUGGAGUUGAAUGCUCUGAGUGGAUCAGGUGUUUGCUUCCUAUGUGUGUGUGAGAGAAAAAAAUAAUUCUUGUGUAGAUUUUGAAAGUCAUGGCUAUCAGAAUCUGGUAAUAAAUUGAUUUGUCAAUAAAUGAGUGGUGAUGCCUAGUGGCUAGUUAGGCGUCUGUGUUGUAUUGCUACUAUUUAUUGUUUUAUUAUCUGGUGAAUAAAAAAUUGAAUCUCUCAGUUUCAUUCA